GGUCGCCCUCUGAAUAAAACCCAGCAUGCCUGGUAAUGUUUGUCAAAGGGUGGUAAUAAUGUAUGUAAUACGGCUGUAAUAAGGUAUGACGCUCUAUAUUUACGUUAGUGUGGGCUACACAUGUCGUUUGAACUUCAGCACAGCUCUCGGCAGUGUUCUGUGUGGAUAGAAAUGUGAUUUGCUUAGUGGGAUUGCGCUUCGAGUUUGCUCCACCCAAAGAGGAUAUGGGCUGUUGGAGCAGGGACUGGGUUAUGUUGCCAAAAAAAAUAGCCGUUAACUGAAGUUGCUGAACUAUUGGAAAGCCACGCUGAGAAGUUCGGGGGUAAAGUCCUAUUUGAGUUUUAAUCACAUGGCAUUUUAAGAAUGCUUCAAAGAUGGCGGUAGCUACAGUAAUUUCGAGGAACGGAGUACAAAAAAGUGGAUUUUUGGAGGUUUUAGUGAGGGACCGAUGGCACAAUGUUUUGGCCAACUUGAACGAAGAAGCUCUAACGUUGAGUUGCGAGGACCUGGGAGAGAAUGUGACCCUAAACGGCAUCACCAAUGGAUCUUACGGGUGCAACGCAACUCACCCGGAUCACACAAACAGUCCGAAAACUGCGGUGAGGACAGCUUUCACGGAUUUACAGGAGCAAGUCCCAGAGGCGAUCGCAAACAGAAAAAGAUGUGUGAAAGUAGUAAAGCAGGAGGUAGGAGGACUCGGCAUCAGCAUAAAGGGAGGGAAAGAGAAUAAAAUGCCGAUACUUAUUAGUAAGAUCUUCAAAGGUCUGGCUGCGGAUCAAACCCAAGCCUUGUAUGUCGGUGACGCGAUUCUGUCGGUGAACGGUGUGAACCUGCGGGACGCUACGCAUGACGAGGCGGUGCAGGGGCUCAAACGAGCCGGGAGAGAGGUGACGCUCGAAGUGAAGUACAUGAGAGAAGCCAGUCCCUAUGUGAAGAAGGGUUCUCCUGUGUCAGAGAUAGGCUGGGAGACGCCCCCACCUGAGUCCCCGAGGCUGGGUAGCCCCCACUGUGAUGUCCCCGUCACCCCCACCAUGUCCCUACAGGGGGACAGGAGGCAGUUAGAGCUGCACUCUCCAGACGCCAAGCAUACGGUGGUGUUACGGUGUAAAGACACAGCCUCGGCCCAGGCCUGGUUCGAGGUCAUGCAGUCGGCGACCUCUAACCUCAUCAACAAGGUCAUCACGGAGGUCAAAGAGCACACGGGAAGAACAGGAAUCGCAGGGAGCAGAGAGAUCAGACACCUGGGCUGGCUGGCUGAGAAGACAGAGAAUGAGAAGCAGCAGUGGAAGCCAGUGCUGGUGAUGGUGACAGAGAAAGACCUGCUCCUCUAUCACAGCCUUCCACGCAUGAAGGCUUCCUGGCACAGCCCUGCACACACAUACCCACUGUUAGCUACACGGCUGGUGCACUCUGGUCCCGACCGAGGCUCUCCCCAGCCGGGCGUGGAGCUGUCCUUCGCCACACGUACGGGAACCAGACUGGGCAUCGAGGCCCACCUGUUCAGAGCUGAGACCUGUCAGGACCUUUCACUGUGGACCAGGCACAUCGUUACGGGCUGUCACUCCUCUGCCCAGAUGAUCAAAGAAGUCAGUACCAGCUGUGUGUUCAAGGGCCAGGAGUUACCCAUUCUAUUGUCCUGUUCCAGGCUGUGUGUUCAAGGGCCAGGAGUUACCCCAUUCUAUUGUCCUGUUCCAGGCUGUGUGUUCAAGGGCCAGGAGUUACCCCAUUCUAUUGUCCUGUUCCAGGCUGUGUGUUCAAGGGCCAGGGUUACCCCAUUCUAUUGUCUUGUUCCAGGCUGUGUGUUCAAGGGCCAGGAGUUACCCCAUUCUAUUGUCCUGUUCCAGGCUGUGUGUUCAAGGGCCAGGAGUUACCCCAUUCUAUUGUCCUGUUCCAGGCUGUGUGUACAAGGGCCAGGAGUUACCCCAUUCUAUUGUCCUGUUCCAGGCUGUGUGUACAAGGGCCAGGAGUGCAGGCUGGUAAUCCACUACGAGCAGGGCUUCUCUGUCCUGGCUGAGCAGAAGGGGGAGGACCAGGUGGACCAGGGGAACCAGAAACAAGCCAAACCUCUCCUCUGCUACCCCUUCGAACGCCUCAAGAUGUCCUCCGAUGACGGGGUCAGGAUGCUCUUCCUGGAUUUCAGUGGAAAAGAGGGUGAAAUUCAGCUGGACCUCCACUCGUGCCCAAAGCCUAUCGUCUUCAUCCUCCACUCAUUCCUCUCGGCAAAGAUCGCCAGACUCGGCCUGGUAGCAUAAAGGUUCUGUUUACCACCAACGGACCACAAGGACUGAACUGUUCCAGACUUCUAGAGUGGAGAGUCCCGGAGUUCCACAGUGGAGUGUACAGAACAGAGGACAAGGCUGAUAACUGAACUACGAGAACAAGGACUGUGAUGUGCAGUGAACUAGACACAGGAUCUACCCUGAUUCAAAGUCCACACAAACAGCUAAAAAUGAAUGGAUCAUGUUUCAAAAAACUUGAAUGAGUUGUUUUGUGUAUUUAUAGAAACACAUGCAUUACCGAUGACAUCAUAGUGAGAGAUUAGUUACAACAGAAGAAAUUGUUUUGUUCAAAUCGUCGUUAAGCUGUACAAGAACAAUAAUCUAUUGUUUUGGUACUAAAAACCUACUGGGAA
Molecule: messenger RNA, 2632 nt
Organism: Oncorhynchus gorbuscha (pink salmon)
Lineage: Eukaryota; Metazoa; Chordata; Actinopteri; Salmoniformes; Salmonidae
Product: beta-1-syntrophin-like
Exons: 7
Coding region: 375-2252 (625 amino acids)
Cellular component (GO): dystrophin-associated glycoprotein complex; intracellular anatomical structure; synapse
Molecular function (GO): protein binding; structural molecule activity
Source: RefSeq, a predicted model, not a curated record